CCGGUAGCCUGUUUUGUGUUCAGAGUGUUUAAUGUUUGUUUUCAGGAUUUAAAUGCAGAUAGUCACAAUUGAAACAGGACUGAGCUCGCAGAGGGACAAAGUCCUUCUGAAACCAUGAAACUUGACUCUUUUGAAAGCCAGCUUCUAACCAACUGCACAGAUCCCAGGUCGUACACUCGGUGAAUGAUGGAUUAAGUGUUGGGAAAUGCUCAUUGAUUUUCUCCACUGUUUCAAGAGCCUGGUCUAUGCCCUGGUCAGGAAGAUAUCUCUAUUUUAUUUUAUUUUUGUUAAAGCCGUUAUUAGAUUGGCUGUCAAAAUUAUUUAAACAGUCUACCUCAGAAAUUGUUCUGAUGCUUGUUCUGGGAAAAAAAAAAAAGAAAACUGCCUUUUCAGAUCUAUCAGGAGUGAUGAUUAUGGUUCAUAGAUUAGGAGGAGAUCUUUAAGUCAGAACUCCUUUUUCCUUGGGAAUAUGUGUGUCUGUGGUCACAGGGAAAGAUGGGGUACAAAGACGAAAUGAAAGUAAGAUGAGCACGAGAGUCGAGAAAACUUGCAUUUUAAAAUCGAGGGGAUAAAGAUAUUGCCGUGACUAACCGGAUUCAGGACGGCUGUUGUGCUGGGGGGAACCCAGAAUUUAAACUUAAGGCAAAGGAAGGGAAGCUGUUUGGAACAGGCGUCGUUCCAGAGAGUUCCCAGCAUAGAACGGUGUAAAUCAGUUCAUCUCGACUCACCGGCUGUUGGGUUGUUUUGUGAAAAACAAGCGAGGCUUUGCUUACAUGCGAUUGAGCUGACUGCUGAAUAUUUUCAGCGUGUCUUCCUGGUUGAAAAGCUUCCCACCCUCUUAAGGUGUUGGCUUCACACGUGACGUGUGCCGUCAAACCAUUCAGUGUUGCCGCACCAGACAGGAGCUGCCGGAGGUCACUCCUGCUGGAAACAGUAAGUGGCACGCGGCUCGGGGGCGGUAGGGGAUGAGGCUCCCGAACCUGGAGAACAGAAUUCUGUCCUCCCCUCCCGGGUGGACGGAAGGCGUUCUGCUCCCCACGUUCACCUGAACCCGCUCUCGUCUUUGCUGAAAUAAUGAGGAGCUGAACAGAAUGUAGAUUUAUGGGACUGUCCCUACCUGAAUCACUUGCAAGGAAGUACUCCGCGAAUAGAUGCGACAACCACCCGGGACCUCCUGCGUCUGUGAGGCGAGUCCUUACGCAGGCAAAAAUACACAGCUCACCUCUGGAAAAUCCGCCAGUUGAGAGUGCAUUUGUCCCCAGGCCCACAAGCAUGAGGGAGGGAAGUGGCGUGCCCCGGUGGGAUGCAUCCCUGCUAGAAAAUGAGUUUUUCCAAGUUUUGGAUGAUUUGGAUACCACACUGGCUCAGGAACAGUGUCCAAGCUCCGUGACUACCACAACGUCUCUCAACUAUGGAUCAAGAACACAGUUCAGUCAUUUCUACUCUAGAAGGAACACACACGGUAAUAUCACUGGAUGGCACAAAAACCACUAUAACGAAACUUCUAAUAUGUCUAUCUAUGACAUCCUGAGGCCAGGAGCCCCUAGGGAAGGUUUUAAAACCUUUUCUCCAAGAACAAAAACAAUUUAUGAUAUGUACAGAACGAGGGAGCCCAGGCUCCUAAAAGAAGAUUCUGUGCGGAAGAAUACUUUUGGUAGUACUUCUCUGUGUUUCGACAGCAGGCAACGAUCAGCUUCACCAGCUACAAGAUAUUUCACAGCAAGAAGCUUACAUUUUCCAACCAUCACUCAGAACAAGAGUGGGUUUCUACCACCCAGGCACCAGCAGAGCCCAAAGAGGACUCCUUUGUCCUCCAUCAUAUGGAAUAGAGCGGAUUCUUCUGGAGAUAGGCAGAGCCAGGAAGAGUUUCCGAGGGCCCCCUCGCCCAUGGAAAUCGACACUGCCGACCCGUAUGCGUAUCCCAGGUGUUUUCAGGAGAAGAUGAGAUACGGAUUCUACCGUUCACAGAGUGUUUACCAAGGUGUUCAUUUUAAUGCCCCCAUGGAUAAUGCAAUGAGUCCUGACCCAUUUGAGAACUCAGAGAAUAUGCCAUUCUACCCUCAGGAAAACCCAUUUGCUCGAUCUUUCUCUAGCAACACCUUUGGACGAAACGGGGAACAAAGAUUUAGACAGAGUUCUUUUUGGGACCCACAGGAGGAACAUUCUUCCUGGUCUGAGUUUCAUCAAAGCAGGCAUCUCUUCCCUUCUUCCCACAGAGACUUUGAAAUGAUUCCCAUGGAAGCAAAUAGUGUGUUGGCUGCUUGUGGCCAUGGUGUUCCUUCUCAACACUGGGGAUCGUUUUCUUCUAGUUACAGAACAGAUAUUUUCGGAGGACAAGAAGAGCCACACCCCUGGCAGUUUGGUUCUCCAACACCCACGCUGGAGAGCAUGGAGAUGUCACGAGGUAAUGGGAGACAGUCGACUCAUUUCAACACACCAAAUGUUUGUGCUAUGACUGGUCCAGGCUAUCACAUCCCAUCUGGUAAAUCAGUGUGUCAAGAUGGCAGUCUUCCUACGGAUGUACACAUAAACAAAGAAUCUUAUUCAUCUGGCAUCACUCAGACUCUAGCAUCUACGUUCAAAAGUUCAUUCCCCCAGAUUCCUGAUGACAGAGGGAAUCCUCAGAGUCCUAUCUUUCAGAAGCCCGCCGUCACCACACAGAAAAUUAGGCCUGCCUCUCUUCCAGGAAAAACCUAUACAGAAGUCACCGUGACCAAAAGGAAUUCAGUUGAUUCUCCACCUCUUACUGAAAACCCACCCAAUAUCUUGGCCACAGAAGUGAGCCAUGAGAAAGAUUUGAAUGACUCUAUUUUGGGAGAAUAUAAACAACUGAACAAGAUGGACCAGACAAACAUGACAAGUGAAAGGCCCCAACCUGAUGCACAGACUGUAAUCUCUAACCCUUCCCCCGAUUUUCGAGAUCCCCUCUUUCAGGACUCAGCCCAGAGCAGAAGAUUUGCUUGGAAUGCAUCUACCACAGUAAGUUCCAAACAGAGAGAUAUAUCCAAAAUUCAUCUAUCACACAGAGGGAAAUCCAACGAACUAAAAAAAGAUAGUAAUUAUCAUCCCGGGAAUAGAAAAGUUGGCUCAGCAACUACCCCUCCUUUCAUUCAGGAAAGCAGAAUAUCAUUUCCCGGCCCAGAUCCAGGAUGUCACCAGGAAGUAAGAGUAAGUGGUGAAGAUAGUGCAGGCAUUAUUAGAAAUCACCCCUGGAGCUCUGAACCUGCUGAUAAUCAAAAUGCGCAGUUUCCAGAAGAGCCUGCUGUUUUAGAUGCCGAGAAAGAACAACGCAGCACAACUCAUUCUAUGAACCGUAGCCAGUCAGCGGCUGGCCACAAGAUCCCAGGUGACUCUUUAGAUCUGUCCUUAGCUAUCCUACCUGAUAUGUCACCAUCGAAUGAUUCUUUCCUCCAGGCUCUGGUGAUUCCUUCUACAACGGCGUUCUCCAGGAGAAGUCCUUCAGGCAAAGAUCCAUCUCUGGGAGAAGGAGAACAAAAAGACAAUGAUAGUGAACCCCAAAAUGAUCAGUUUGCCCCAAGCUCCUCAGAAGACCAAAGGAGUCAUGAUAAUUUCGUGCUCGUACGUGAUGAGGUAGUUGACGCUGUCAAAUGUCAUUCCUGCUCUCCUUGCAGGGAGGGAAAAGGAAAAGGAAAAAUAAGACGAUGCAUAUCCUGUUUUGAAAAGUUAAGCAACACGGAAAGCAGAUCGGCAUCAAGUGAUAAAAGUAACCACAGGGAAAUGAAUCAAGGCAGUUCCAAGCGUCCUGAGGGUCACACAACUUACUGUAUCUCGCCAAGAAAAUCAGCCAGUUUCCUCAUCAAUAACAGGAAGCUGGAAAGUAAGAUAAAGCGUUCUUCCUUUAGGAAUGACCCACUUCCAUUCCAAGUCAAGAAUAAGGUGGAAGGCCCGGUAGGGAAGUACACAUCAAACAAAUUCAGUUCCAGCUCUUCGGAGUCAGAAAGCAAAUGUUCCAAAGCCGUGUCAGACUCGGUCUCAGGAGCGUCUGAAGCCACAAAGAGGAUGACACAUAUGAAAACCAUUAGAUCAGCUUCUGUUAGAAAAGGACCACUUCCAUUCCUCAUCAAGAGGGCUGUGUCUUGUCCUUCGGGGGCACAAGAUGCCUCUAAUGGGAGAGAUGAAAGAGAAAAAUCCUUGGCCUCAAACACAGGUGCUUGUGCUCUAACACUAAAACCUUGGGAGACCAUCACUAGCCCUCCAGAAAGAAACUUGCCUGUUAGCGAUUGUUCUUUACCCAAAAGACACCCUCAAAAGAAAGACUUUCAAGAACAUACUGAAAAGGAUGGUAAAAUUGCUUCCUACAAGACAGGUCUCUUUUCAAAUGAAGACCCUUUACCUUUUUCUUCAGACAUGUCAAGAAAAGAAAGUGGGAAAGCAUUACACAAAUUUAAGACCACUAGUAUGUUUUCUGUUUCUGGUGAUGAAGAUAAUGUAAAAUGUCUCGAGGUGGUUUCUAUAUAUUACACUCUGCCAAGGAAAUACAGCAAGAAAUUCUGCAACUUUCUUGAAAAGUAUACACAGCAAAUUGAUUCCCAUCCAGAAUCAAUGAAAGUGGAGACUGAAGCAUUUCCUAAUGCUUUUGAAAAGGACAAACUAAAUGAUUCUCCACAAGAGCAAUCAGGAACACCUUCAUCUGAAGGUCAAAAGAGGCUGGUCAGCUCUGCCCAGGAGAAGAGCCAUUUUCUCUCUCACACCACUGAAGAUAUUACUGCUGUACCACACCUUGGACCCUCAGAGCUCACAUUACAGGAAAUGGCUUCUACGGAGACAGAUGUUUCUCUUCAUAAAGGACCAUCGAAAACUAGAGAGAUUUCCCCAGAUAACUUCACUAAGACACCUGCUGGUGAUUCAAAGAGCAGAAAGGAGGGAGCGAAGAAAUGGCCAAGUGAAACCCUGCGCCCUUCAUCAAUGCUUCAGGGAAAAAAAGUUACAGAAGAGAACUCGGAAGACUGUCAGCAGCCCAUUAAGUUGGUUAACUGUGGCCCUUCUCAUCUUCCAGCCCGCUCAGAAGAGACUGUUGAAAAUUCCCCAACCGGAAGAAGUUCUGAGGAGUGUACAGGUAAGGCUGUGGUGAUUACAGCUCCUGGAACUGCGGAACGCCCUCAGAAAGAUACCACAGGCGAAGCCACAGCUGGAUGCGCCUGUGGAUCGCAGCCCAGACAAGUAAGAGGGGAAACUGGAACACAUGUCCAAAAUGAGACUAAUAAAGGACUUUCUGACUCGGAAAGCCAGGUCUUUGCUCUUACUCCAAUUUUGCAAAAUCUACACCUUGACGAAGGGACCUGUCCAGGUGAAGCAGAUGUAGACAGUUUGCAGUCUGAACCCAGAGACCAACCUCAAAGGAGUCAGGAGGUAAGUAUGACAGAGAAUGGCAAAGCUGAAGACGAAAUACGGAAGUUGGCAUGGGAUCAAUCUUCGCUUCCUGAAGGAAGCAAUAAAAAUAAAACCAGCUUGGAUGACCCAGAAAAAGGGAAGAAUAGAUCUUUAGUUAAACACAGAUGGGCAGCCAUGUCCAAAGCCAGCAGAAAAUUCUCAGCUAAAGAUUUAAGCCCCAGAAGACAUGUAGCUACUAUCUUCCCCCAAAGUGGGAACAGCUGUGGUUUGGACAGCCGGUCUCUUGGCACACCAGAGUGCGACGCUUUGUCCCCCGAGCCUGCUCCAAAGCCCGUAGAAUCCAGAGAUGAACUCAGGUUGAGUAGCGAUGUGAUAGGUGUUGAGAAAUCCGAGAACUCUCUCAAGGUGACUGUAAUAUCCCACAGAGAAGCUUCUACACAUUUAAGCAAUCAGAAGUCUAACGGCAUGUCACAACUAUGUCAGAGUGAGUCUAAAAAUGUCUCAGACUCAUCAUCCAAGUAUGAGAAGUCUAAAGACAUAGCAGCAGCUCAGACCUUGGAAAGAGAGUCAGCGGCCUUGACCCAACUGACGUUCCCCAGCCUCGGGGAAGCAGACUUCUCUGACCAUCAGAAAGGACUGAACCCUCCUUUUCCAUUGGAGCCUGAAGAGAAAUCCAGAGGGAGCAUCCCGUUGUCCACUUAUGGGCAGCAACAAAGUGCUUCAUCUCUGGAGGGGGAACCUGAACCACUCCGCCGUCACUCAAACAGUUUAAAAAGCAUCAGUGUGCACGGUAAUCUGGUACGCAAAAGUCAUCCUCCAAAAGUCAGGGAGCGCCAUUUGUCUGAGAGCACGUCUCUUGUCAAUGCCCUGAGUCAGCUGACCCUAGGGAAUGAUUUCUCUAGCAACGGUGGGUACAGUCGAAGAUUCAGAUCCUUUUCUGAGCUUUCCUCCUGUGAUGCAAAUGAAAAUCCAGCUUUGUGCAGUGGCAGGACAAAAAUGGGUCCCCGGUCUGCCGCGUCUAUAUCCAGACCCAUUGACUAUGGAAUUUUUGGGAAAGAACAGCAGUUGGCCUUCUUGGAGAACGUAAAGAGGUCACUCACACAAGGAAGAUUAUGGAAGCCAAGCUUUCUCAAGAACCCUGGCUUCCUGAAAGAUGACGUGAUUAGUGCUCCUAAUCCAACAGAGCCAUCUGGCUCAAAUUCUCCUCUGGGCCAAAUGCCAGAAGAUGCCUUAUCUCCAAGCGCACCACUUAAUAUCUAUGAAGAGAAUCCACUGGACUCAGAUUGUGACACAGACACAACCACAGAUGAUGAAUAUUAUCUGGAUGAAAAUGACAAAGAGUCAGAACUGUGAGCCUUCUUCAAUAAAAUGCCUAACCUUUCCACCAAAAGCUUGUAUGGAAAUGAAGUGUAAAUGUGUAUGCCCUUGAGAAGGACAGUAUAAAAAAGAUCUGGUCUGAGCAGCACCUGCUCUGAAACAACCUGAAUUCUCUAACCUCUCUUCUCUACACUAUAUAUAUCUAUAGAUAUCUAUAGAUAUAUAUAUGCUUUCUAAAUUCUAGAGGAAAUGAAUUUUUAUUUGGGGGCCUUCUCUGCUGUUUUCUCCCUCUGUAUAUGUUCUUGGCCUUUCUUCCUACUGUCCAGUUUUGGCUUUCUGCUUUACUUUCUCCCUAAUUUUUUUAUACCUUUCAUUUGAUACACAGCCCUAAUACCUGAGGCACAUACAAAACUAGUAACUUCAGUAAGUUAGUAGUUAGAAAACUCUAUAUUUCCCCUUCCAUUCCAUACCCUAUAUCUAAGACAUUAAAUAAAUGUCUUGAUGAUGGCCAUGGAGUCAAUGGUAUCAUCCUGUUUGACCUGGCAUUUAGGAGGUUUAGGGUUGUUGGCUUUUUUUAUUCCUUUUACACAAAAAUAAGGGCAUUUUCACAAAGGCAUCCUAUUAGAUCCAUAGUGAAGCCCGGAAGACAGAUGUUUGAUGUAUUUAUUGAGGUUAUAAGUGAGGAGCUGAAUCCCUAUUAAGCCCAAAAUAUUAGUACUCCAAGGAAUACCUUUGAAGACAUUUGUAGGGACCGGCUGAUUUGUUAAGGGCUGAAUUUUAAUCUGUCAAGGACUCAGGCCGGCAGCACGAUGGUGCAGAGGCGGCUUGGCCACAGCAUUCCUGCUCAGGAAGGGAGCAUGCCUGUGGAUGCAGGUAAGUGGACAUCCUCCAUGGGACUGCCAUCCUCCCUGUAGCUCUUCCCCCCCAGCUGGUUUUCCCCAGUUCUCUAGGACUCCCCAUUUCUGAUUUUCUUUAUUUGCAGGAUAGGACGCUUGAUUUCAUGUGCACGUUUUAGUCACAAAUAUCAAGCAAAUAUCAAGCCCCUACAAUGCUGCUGGGUCAGGUCAGAAACACGGGGAUUCACUGGCUUCUUUGCAGGACCAUUUACCAGACCCCCUGGAAAUUAAAGGCAGAACAAACCCCUGAGAAACUAUAAGGCAGAGCCUCUAAGUGCUUGUUACUAUGACUCCUUCAAUAAUGUAUCUAGACUACAUUAGAUACAUUCUAUCUAAUAUAUACAUUCUAUCUUUCUUCAUACUCCCUGAUACCUUGGUUUUCUAACUCUUUAACUGCCAAGGAGAUCGUCUGGAACUUCCCCUCCUAAUAGGAUAAACACCAACAGAUGUUGGAACUCAAACUCCAGAAAGCCUGCCCUCCAGGAUUUUAGUGCUGUGAGGGCCCACAUGAGUGGAUUUCCUUCGGAUUGCUUCAUAGUUGCUUCCUGACCCAAUUCUGUUCUCCAUUUUUCUCACCUAGUCUGUAUCAUCCAUAUAAAUUAAGGAUAAUGAUAGUGUUGGUGAAGCAUAUAGAGAUCUGGAACUGAUAGAAAUGCAAGAAAGAGCUAUAUUAUUAUUAUCCUCCUACCCAUUGCCUUGCCUGGAAGCAAAAUACCAGGGCUGCUUUACAUCAUUCCCAUGAAACCCAAAACUAAUAAACAUCUGGUAACUGACAUGAAAGCUAUUCCUCAAAUCUGUAAAUUGUUUUAAAGUCCAGGCUUUGACCAAUAUCAAGCUCAAAGAGACUGAUAAUAGAGUUUUAAAUCAACUGUGCUGAAUAUUUCCCCUUAAAUCGUAAAGAAGAAAUAACAUUUUAUUCCUUUCUUAUUUAUGUUUGUAAAUUCUGCCUUUCCCCUUCCCCUUCUAUUUAUCUGACUAUUUAAGUACAAGUUUUAUAAACCAUGACUUAUGUUUUCCCUUCUAAUUUUAAGACAUUCAGAGUUCACAUUUUAAUGUUAAGUGUUGCGAUUUUUGAAAAAUGGUCCACUUGCAAGUUCUAUUUCAGUAAAUACUCUGAGUUUACACGUAUGUUACAGGAGGUGAAAUGAAGUUAGCUUAUAUUUCACUGAGUUUAGGCUGUAACAAGUUAGUUAAAUUAAGGUGAGGAUAAGCAGUUACUCUGAGGCCCUUCUGCUCUGCACUGGAGUCUCAUAUUUGAACUCAAAGGUAAUUGAUUGCUGAUGCUCAUUUGCACUGUUUGUAAUGUUUGCUUGUUGCUCUGGCUCAAGAAUCAAAGAAACAGAAAAUUCAUAAAAAGAGCACCUCCUAGGGCUACCUGAGUAUCUCAGUGAGUUGAGCAUCCAACUCUCGAAUUUAGCUCAGGUCAUGAUCUCAGGGUUGUGAGAUGGAGCCCCACGUCAAGCUCUGCACUGAGCAGGGAGAUUCUCUCUCUCCCUGAGCCCCUCCCCCUGCUCGCUCACUCUCUCAAAUGUAUAAGUAAAUCUUUAAAAAAAAAAAAAAACCAGCACCUUCUAUAGUUUUAUACUUUUAUAAAAUGCUUCGUUAAAGAAGUACAGCAAAUUUCUAUGUAUUUUUAACAUACGAAUUGCUGCUUUUUAAUACUCAUUUUUGGUACUGCUAUAGUAAUUUAUAAUAGUCAUUUUUAUACCCCUCACUUGUGUUCUAAUCAUUAUUAAAAUAAAUAUUCACAUAAAUGGAGUAAAUCAUGAGGGAAUCCUUUCUAAUAAGUAUCUUUAAAUUAUUAACUUGUUUAGAUAAAGGACUUCAAUUUCACAGUGUACAGUUUAUUUAAAAUAGGGUGUGGGUGCCUGGGUGGCUCAGUCGGUUAGGUGACUGACUUGAUCUCAGCUCAGGUCAUGAUCUCAGGGUCGAGAGUUCUAAACCCCGCAUUGGGCUCCACACUGGGCGUGGAGCCUACAUAAAAAAGCAGGGGUGGCUUAAUGAGAUUAUUUUAAUUUUUAGAGACCUCCUUCUGAAUAAUUUACCCCCUUACAUUUAUAAAUACAUGGCUGUUAAUGAAACUUCCAACUGCUACUGACAAGGUUUCAACUGACAAAAAGUGAAUAAAAACCAUUUUGUGUAGGAGGUAAAUGUAUGCCUGUACUAGAAAUAGUGGUAGAAAACCCACUUAGCUUAUGGUGAAGAUGGGAAUAAAAUUGAAAAACUCCCACCUGCAUAAAAGCACUAUACUCUGUGGAAUGCCAGAGGAUUAAGGAGGCCUUACUGGUAAGAUUUUAUUGUUAACAGUAGUGAUAACGCUUUAGAAUAUCCCGUUUAAAUGUACAAAGUGAGUUUGUAAAUAUUUUACUUUCCCAGCAAGUUUGUGAAUGUAUUACCACUUAGAGGCUCUUUCUGACUGGCACACCUGUGUUUCUGAAACAGGUAAGCCUUAAGCACUUUUGUUAAAAUGUGGUCAAAUAAUCCUUUUAUGUACUUUUCUCAAUCCUGUUCUGUAGAUAUGAGGAGUGUUACAAGAUAAGGUGCAAAUUUAAAACAAUGCCUAUGUUGAAAUAAAUGAUUUAAAUAGA
Mustela lutreola (European mink) is the source of this 10153-nucleotide messenger RNA. It is a transcript of the gene EXPH5, whose product is annotated as exophilin 5. Gene Ontology annotation, molecular function: small GTPase binding. The transcript has 4 exons. Lineage: Eukaryota; Metazoa; Chordata; Mammalia; Carnivora; Mustelidae. Gene Ontology annotation, cellular component: endosome. The record is from RefSeq and is a predicted model, not a curated record. Gene Ontology annotation, biological process: intracellular protein transport; positive regulation of exocytosis; positive regulation of protein secretion. Bases 1102 to 6705 code for a protein of 1867 amino acids.